AUGCCCACAUCUCCUCCUGACGGUACAGACAAGAAAACUAAAAAGCUGCUGGCACAAGAAAGGACAGUUCUUUGCGUGGGACUCUGUGCAAAAGGGCUCCGCACAUCCCGGACAACGAGGGUGACACUCAGCACAUCCCGGACGAGGGUGACACUCAGCACAUCUCGAACAACGACGGGUGACACUCCGCACAUCUCCAACAACGAGGGUGACACUCAGCACAUCUCCAACAACGAGGGUGACACUCAGCACAUCCCGGACAACGAGGGUGACACUCCGCACGUCUCCAACAACGAGGGUGACACUCAACACAUCUCUAACAACGAGGGUGACACUCAGCACAUAUCCAACAACGAGGGUGACACUCAGCACGUCUCGAACAACGAGGGUGACACUCAGCACAUCCCGGACGAGGGUGACACUCAGCACAUCUCGAACGACGAGGGUGACACUCAGAACAUCUCCAACAACGAGGGUGACACUCAGAACAUCUCCAACAACGAGGGUGACACUCAGAACAUCUCCAACAACGAGGGUGACACUCAGCACGUCUCGAACAACGAGGGUGAUACUCAGAACAUCUCCAACAACGAGGGUUACACUCAGCACGUCUCGAACAACGAGGGUGACACUCAGAACAUCUCCAACAACGAGGGUGACACUCAGCACAUCUCCAACAACGAGGGUGACACUCAGCACAUCUCCAACAACGAGGGUGACACUCAGCACGUCUCGAACAACGAGGGUGACACUCAGAACAUCUCCAACAACGAGGGUGACACUCAGAACAUCUCCAACAACGAGGGUGACACUCAGAACAUCUCCAACAACGAUGCUCCAAUGGAUGACUCGGCCCAGCUGGCAGCUUCGGCUCCUCCUAGUCCUGACAACCCUUCAGCUCCUCCUAGUCCUGACAACCCUUCAGCUCCUCCUAGUCCUGACAACCCUUCAGCUCCUCCUAGUCCUGACAACCCUUCAGCUCCUCCUAGUCCUAACAACCCUUCAGCUCCUCCUAGUUCUGACAACCCUUCAGAUCCUCCUAGUCCUGACAACCCUUCAGCUCCUCCUAGUCCUGACAACCCUUCAGCUCCUCCUAAUCCUGACAACCCUUCAGCUCCUCCUAGUUCUGACAACCCUUCAGCUCCUCCUAGUCCUGACAACCCUUCAGCUCCUCCUAGUCCUGACAACCCUUCGGCUCCUCCUAGUCCUGACAACCCUUCAGCUCCUCCUAGUCCUGACAACCCUUCAGCUCCUCCUAGUCCUGACAACCCUUCAGCUCCUCCUAGUCCUGACAACCCUUCAGCUCCUCCUAGUCCUGACAACCCUUCAGCUCCUCCUAGUUCUGACAACCCUUCAGAUCCUCCUAGUCCUGACAACCCUUCAGCUCCUCCUAGUCCUGACAACCCUUCAGCUCCUCCUAAUCCUGACAACCCUUCAGCUCCUCCUAGUUCUGACAACCCUUCGGCUCCUCCUAGUCCUGACAACCCUUCAGCUCCUCCUAGUCCUGACAACCCUUCGGCUCCUCCUAGUCCUGACAACCCUUCAGCUCCUCCUAGUCCUGACAACCCUUCAGCUCCUCCUAGUCCUGACAACCCUUCAGCUCCUCCUAGUCCUGACAACCCUUCGGCUCCUCCUAGUCCUGACAACCCUUCAGCUCCUCCUAGUCCUGACAACCCUUCAGCUCCUCCUAGUCCUGACAACCCUUCAGCUCCUCCUAGUCCUGACAACCCUUCGGCUCCUCCUAGUCCUGACACCCCUUCAGCUCCUCCUACUCCUGACAACCCUUCAGCUCAGCUGGUUGAGGCCAAGACACCAGGCACCGAGGUCCAGAAGCAGGGAGCAGAAGGAGCAGGGCCCUCAUCAUUGUUUCCUAUCUUCAACAAAGAAACAAGGAGAUGGAAGACACCAUUCAAGACGGCGUACGAGCAAGGCACCACGCUGGAGGAAAAGGCGUCCAUAAAGAAGGACCAGACCUUACACUGGCAGUAA
Molecule: messenger RNA, 1989 nt
Organism: Branchiostoma floridae (Florida lancelet)
Lineage: Eukaryota; Metazoa; Chordata; Leptocardii; Amphioxiformes; Branchiostomatidae
Product: sporozoite surface protein 2-like
Exons: 4
Coding region: 1-1989 (662 amino acids)
Source: RefSeq, a predicted model, not a curated record